This is a messenger RNA of Physella acuta, 2353 nucleotides long. RefSeq names its product toll-like receptor 4. The record is from RefSeq and is a predicted model, not a curated record. Gene Ontology annotation, cellular component: plasma membrane. Lineage: Eukaryota; Metazoa; Mollusca; Gastropoda; Physidae. Gene Ontology annotation, molecular function: signaling receptor activity; protein binding. Gene Ontology annotation, biological process: signal transduction.
AUGACAAAUUUUGACAAAGCUGAAGGAACAACCACGAACCUGUGGUGGCUGGACGUUAGCACCAUCGAGUGGCGCUACUCCACCGGAACUCAAGUCAAUGCCAGUCACGUGGUCAACCUCCCCAAGUCUUUGACCACUCUCAAGGUCGCGGGGAACAGCAUUGAGAAGAUAGACAACGAUACGUUCGACCAUCUCCCCCCAAACUUAACUCUUCUGGACAUCGGAAAAAACCGAAUCGUGUUCGGGGUUUUCCUUGAAUUUCUCCCAAAACUGACCAAUCUUCAGACUUUACUGAUCAACGGCGAAGACUACCUCUACGAUAUUCCAACAUCCUACAAUAAAGAAUCCAUCAAACAUUUUCAUUCCCUCCUCAAGAGGAGAAGCGUUGGAGAUGACAACGCUCUAGUAUUCCACCUCCCACCACAACUGUCCCGGAUAGAAAUGGUUAACGCUGAGUUGCAGUACCGUCUGUCACGGCUGACGAUAGUCAGCAACAACUCCCUGACAGACCUUGUGUUGGACAGAAACUUUUUGCCUGAGCUGCAAGGUCCGUUCAUCGGCUUCAAUCAUUUGACCACCCUCAGUAUCUAUUCGAGCUAUGUUAGUUCCCUGGAGUGGACGUUUUUCUCCAAUUUCCCGCGUUUGGAGAAUCUUAACCUCGGCACAAACCUACUUGGGGAUUUUUUAAACACUCUUGACGAUCCUGUUUUCGCUAAUUUGACAAAUCUAAAAAAGUUAGAUCUUUCUAUUAACAACAUUCAAAAUUUAAGUUAUGGUUUAUUUAUCGGUCUCAACAAUCUUACUAUUCUAGAUCUGUCAAACAAUCGUCUUUCGGAAUUUAAUGUAAAUAUCAGUGGGAUGAAAAACUUGAGACUGUUAAAUCUGAGUCACAAUUCGAUCUCGUCACUUCCUGAUGACGUGAUGGAAAGCAUUGAUUGGCUGAUUGACCACCAGAUACCGGUUGAGGUGGAGCUUAACAACUGCCCUAUUCUUUGCACGUGUCAAAACUUGAAAUUCCUAACCUGGAUGGUCAAGUCUCCAGCAUUUAAGUCGUUCAAGAGUUAUAUCUGUGCUCACGACGACGUGUACGUACGCUUGACCAACGGCUACAACAAAACCGUGGAGCUGCUGAACAAAGAAUGCGCAUCCAACGAGAAGCUCUUCCUGUUUGUUGUUGCCGCCACGCUGCUCGUGCUGUUUGCUCUCGUCGGUCUCAUGAUCUUCCGCUUCAGGUGGAGCCUGCGGUACCUGUACCACGCGGCGAUGCUGAACUUCCAUAGACGACACGAGACAAAAGGCAACAAAUUUGACUAUGACGUUUUUAUCUCCUACGCCAACCCGGAUGAACUUUUCGUCCUUGAGGUUGUCGAGCCUGAGCUAGUCAAAAGAGGGGUCAAAGUUCACAUCCACGGGCGCAACUUUGUGGCGGGAAACUUUAUCGCCUCCAACAUCGUGAGCGCCGUCAGCAUGUGCCGUAGGACCUUGGUCAUCCUGACCGGGAACUUCUGCAAGAGUCACUGGUGUAAAUACGAGGUCCAGAUGGCUAACAUGGAGUCGGUCCACGACGGACGUCCGGUGCUGAUUUUCCUGGUCAAAGAGAACAUGGCGGCCAAGAACCUGGGCGAGCUCAUGUCCUUCCUCCGCUGCAACACUUACAUCCCCUACCCGCAGGGGGAGCAACUCUCGGAGCGGGAGAUGAAGGCCAUGUGGGACAAACUGGCACAGGACCUGCGCUAGCUGUAGGACCUCAGCGAGGACAUUCAGGUCUAGAUCGUCUCAUGGAGGACAUUCAGGUCUAGAUCGUCUCAUAAAGGACAUUCAGGUCUAGAUCGUCUCAUGGAACUAAUACGCUGGCUGAUAGUUUGGAGGACAUUCAUGAUGUCCUAUUGCUGGCCUUCCAGGAUCCGCUACACCACAGUACUUGAAUGGCAAAUACCCUUGACCUCUAGCAGUCAUUAUUUUCGUGUGCCGACAGCCAUCCUUGCAAGGUUCACACAACAAUGUAACUGGAUAUCAUUUAUAGCCUUGGGCAUAUUGCUUCAUCAACCGUAUAAACGGGUCCUUCAAAGAAAAAUAUUGGAUUACUAAUCAGGCGUAUCGUUUUACCACAUGCGAUGCCCAUUAAACCAGUGAUAACAAAAACAAUUAAACUGUUUGGAGUUUAAAUCAAAAUCGAUGUUAUAAAGGAAAACAAAGUGUUUUUUUUAAGCUUUGACAACUUUUUGACAGCCGCUUGACCGUUGUGUGAUUUCUUAUUACGGCAUGGUGUCUUGUAUUAAUCAGGAAAAGAAUUUUUCACUAUAGAAAAUUCUUUUUCCCCUUAAGAAAACAAAUUGUAAUAAAUGCUGUAACU